This is a messenger RNA of Sciurus carolinensis (gray squirrel), 738 nucleotides long. RefSeq names its product troponin C1, slow skeletal and cardiac type (gene Tnnc1). The transcript is spliced from 6 exons. Gene Ontology annotation, cellular component: myosin II complex. The coding region runs from base 71 to 556 and encodes 161 amino acids. Gene Ontology annotation, molecular function: calcium ion binding. Lineage: Eukaryota; Metazoa; Chordata; Mammalia; Rodentia; Sciuridae. The record is from RefSeq and is a predicted model, not a curated record.
GGCAGGGCUAUUUAAGCCGAGGCUAGAGGGCUGGCUGGGAACCCAGGAGCCUGUCCUGAGAGUUGCCGGCAUGGAUGACAUCUACAAGGCUGCGGUAGAGCAGCUGACAGAAGAGCAGAAAAAUGAGUUCAAGGCCGCCUUUGACAUCUUUGUGCUGGGUGCUGAGGAUGGCUGCAUCAGCACCAAGGAACUGGGCAAGGUGAUGAGGAUGCUGGGCCAGAACCCCACGCCUGAGGAGCUGCAGGAGAUGAUUGACGAGGUGGAUGAGGAUGGCAGCGGCACAGUGGACUUCGACGAGUUCCUGGUCAUGAUGGUUCGAUGCAUGAAGGAUGACAGCAAAGGGAAGUCUGAGGAGGAGCUGUCAGAUCUCUUCCGCAUGUUUGACAAAAAUGCUGAUGGCUACAUUGACCUGGAGGAAUUGAAGAUGAUGCUGCAGGCAACAGGUGAAACUAUCACGGAGGAUGACAUUGAGGAGCUCAUGAAGGACGGGGACAAGAACAAUGAUGGUCGCAUAGACUAUGAUGAGUUCUUAGAGUUCAUGAAGGGUGUGGAGUAGACAUUGACCUUCACCUGGAGCUGCCCAUGUCUUCCUUCCCACUGCAGCCAGGUCCCGGGGACCCCAGGCAGGGAAUGGGGUCCCCAGGCCCUGAACCUGGGUGUGUCCUUGACCCCUGGCCCUCCCUGACUCCCUCCUCCACCGGUAUCCUGGGGAAUGCAAAUAAAGCCUUGCUCUCUGGG